Molecule: messenger RNA, 948 nt
Organism: Melampsora larici-populina 98AG31
Lineage: Eukaryota; Fungi; Basidiomycota; Pucciniomycetes; Pucciniales; Melampsoraceae
Exons: 3
Coding region: 1-948 (315 amino acids)
Source: RefSeq, a predicted model, not a curated record
AUGAUAACAGACUCACAACAAACAGCUCAAUCAGAAGCACAUCCUGUGAUAAUAUCAGACUUUCAAUCUAUCAUUCCUAGAUCAGAUCGUACAACUACACUCAAUGAUAAAGCUAAUCAAGUUCAUAACAGGUUAGGGAAAAAUCAACAUGUCUUAUCAAAAAGGAGUAUGGGAUAUUAUAAACUCGGAAGCAAAAAAGAUACCAUCAAUAAUAUACUCGUACCAGAAAAGACAGGCAAGUUUUCUAGUGACACAAAAUUUGAGAUGUCUCCUUCUCCACGUACUCCAUCUAAGAAAUCAAACAGACACCUCUCGGAAUGUGAAGCAAAAGAAUCUAAGAGCCGAUCACUAACAUUCCUGAACUGGUUGUCUUUUUCACAACUUAGUCCAUCUAAGCAACCAAACAGAGCCCUCGCCGACUUUGAUCCCAAAGGACGCCGGAGCCAAUCACUGGAAAUAGAAAGUGAAGGACCGAUCAACUUAUUCAGGCCCCCAAAGUUAACGAAUUCCAAUGAAAAACCAAAAGUAAUUCAAAGUGAAAGUGUCCAACGAGCUACUAAAAAAUCCUUAGGGGCCCAAACCCAAACAAUCGGAGGUGGCUCACUCUAUAGCAAAAGCUUCAGCUGGCCAAGUACUUCCACUUGCGGCAUCGAUAACUUGGAUCUUGUACACUCUCCAACUCCAAGUAACAAGAAUGGAAAGAAUGUUUUUUUUGACGGCAAUAGAUCAGUACGAGCGAAAAACGAUAUUCGAAGUAUGGCGCAUCAAGAAAUUGCUCACGCAGAAGGCCAAACAUACAGGCGUUCUCGUUCUGCAUCAGAGAUCGUCAUGUCGAAACCUUCCGUACGAGGAUCUCCGGUGCGCGGUAAAAAUGGAAAACCAAAGAAUGCAUACAAGAUUCCGGGACGACCAACUCUGCUUGUCAUAGAUGAGAACAAACAGACUUGA